CAAAACGUCAAGUCUCGGACUCGUCAGGUGUCAAUGUAACCAAUAUUUUUUUUGCGUUCGAUCGAAAUAGUACCGUCAAGGGAAAAAGAGAUCAGGCUGAUGAUCAGGGUUGUCAGUGAUGUCCUGUCUGAACGGCGUACACGCCCAGAUAGUCACGUUCUUUUCCGUUCCCCAUGAGAUUCUCUCCCUUCAGCACAAGGUUUUUCGCGAAUAUGCCAAGGUAGCCGUUGGUCCGGAUUUCAUUCACACCUUGCCGUCACUUUUGAUCUUGACCGCGAUGACGUUACUUUUGUGGAAGCAUCCACCGAAUUCCAAGUGGUUCUUUCAAGUUACAAACGGCUUCCCGUUGAUCUACAAAACUUUUCAGAUCACCACCGCUUGGGCAGCAAUCGACAUGGUUUUUUGGUCUUGGUUGAUUUUCCAAAGAAUACUUUAUUGCAUGGUUUGGAUUUAUUGGAGUUACGAAACCGAAUAUCGUGACAUAGUAUAUCCUUGGUGGCAACGAGUUUGGUCCUUGUAUUAUCCGUCCCCAACGCAAUCACCAGUUCUCUCGGCCGGCUUCAUUAGCUGGAUCAUUUCAAUGUCGCUUUCAGUCUUGGCGUUAGCUUGUGCCAUAUCUACGAGGCGUGUCAGAGCCUUCCUCGACGAUUUUUCAAUCAUUCUACAGGAUUUAUUUAUCACGAUUAAACAUUAUGUCGAAUAUCUCAUGAAGAAAAUACGUGAAAUUGCGUUGUCCUGGGAUAGCGACAAGUCUUCUUGCGACGGUGCCGAUGGAAGUGAUGUCAGUUCUCUGUGCGAAGACUAUGGAUCGGAGAUCUCAAAUAUUAAACAAUCGAAACGUCAGCAGGUGCAUCCGAUCUGUUAUGGAACUAACUGGACGCCCAAGCCGAAUUUCUUGAGUUUUGGUAAAGAAGCGCAGAGGAAAGCUUCGAUGAAGUCCGUGCACACUGUAACGGGUGUCACAGAAACACAACGCGCAGAGAAAUUUUCACCCAGACGUCAUAAACGUGGCUGUCACACAGCAAUACCUAGCAAUUCGAGUGACAAAUCGAGCGGAUGUUAAACCAUUCCAUUCUUUUAAGAAUGUUUUUUUGUCAUUUUUACUAGAAA
This is a messenger RNA of Vespula pensylvanica (western yellowjacket), 1110 nucleotides long. RefSeq lists its product as uncharacterized. Bases 119 to 1063 code for a protein of 314 amino acids. The transcript is spliced from 4 exons. Lineage: Eukaryota; Metazoa; Arthropoda; Insecta; Hymenoptera; Vespidae. The record is from RefSeq and is a predicted model, not a curated record.